This is a messenger RNA of Trypanosoma theileri, 1119 nucleotides long. RefSeq lists its product as uncharacterized. The coding region runs from base 1 to 1119 and encodes 372 amino acids. NCBI's taxonomy places the organism in Eukaryota, Euglenozoa, Kinetoplastea, Trypanosomatida, Trypanosomatidae. The transcript has a single exon. The record is from RefSeq and is a predicted model, not a curated record.
AUGAAACGUAUGCUGUUUUUUCUUCUCUUCUUGGUGAGCGGUACUUGUGUGGGUGUUGUAACUGGUGAGGAGCCAUCAGCGCAUGCUGAUCCUGAUGGUUGCCUUAAUGUUGCUUCUGGUGAUGAGUGCUCUAAUAGAAAAGCUCUUGGAACAGACAAUGAUGCUGGGUGUACUGAUUCUACUGAUACAGAUAAAUGUGGUACCAAUUUGGCUAAAAAAGAAGCCAUCAAACCACUCAAUGGUCUCACAGCUGAUCCAGUACUUAUUGAUAAUGAGAAAGCGGCUGCCGGAAAAGAUAAAAGUCUUUUAAAGAACAAAGAAAUAACAAAAGAACUGAAUCCGGAAAGCCGUCCUGAUUCAGUUACAACUUCUCUGGGCGAUACAGAUGAGCGUCUUAAAGGACCGAAGCAUAAUCCCAAUCUUGGGCAAGCAGGAGGACUUCCAACUCAAUUGACAUACCGUGUCAGUGACUCUGGACAGGCGCUAGCUUCCAGAUCUCAAGACACUCUAGAUUCGGAGAAUAAGGGAAGUGAAGAUGGGCGAGAAAUGGAUAGACCACCAGAACCAACUGUAAAUAUUCCUGAAGAAAGCAGUGGUAGACAGGGCCAUUUAAAGGAAAAAGAAACUACUUCCGCUUUGUCAUUGAACGGUGUAUCCAAAGAAACGUCUGAGACAUCACACAGAACUGGUACGCAAGAACAGGCAACAUCGGCUGUGAGUCCACGAGAGGCACAGCAAAAUGAUCUCAAUGCACCAAAUAAUAAUGCGAAUGGAGGAACAACAUCUACCCAAGAAGGUACUGUCCAUGAAUCUUCUUCUUCAACAUCUGCAAAACCUCCGGCCAAACCCCUGCCGCAAGAAGAAGAGGGUACGAAAACAUCUGAUAAUGCAAAUGCUAAGAAUGGCACUUCACCGGAAGGGAGUGAGUCAACAAGUAACCAAGAAGAUGAUGUGAGAAAUACAGAAAACAGCACCACCACAACAACAACAACACUUCCUCCUGAGACUGUAAACAACAAGAAGGGUGAUGCAGACAGCAGCAGCAGUAUCAGCAGUUCUGUGUGGGUGCGUGUACCACUACUGAUUGUGGUUACACUGGCCUGUAUUCUUAUGUGGUGA